Molecule: messenger RNA, 2536 nt
Organism: Vicia villosa (hairy vetch)
Lineage: Eukaryota; Viridiplantae; Streptophyta; Magnoliopsida; Fabales; Fabaceae
Product: pentatricopeptide repeat-containing protein At1g20230-like
Exons: 1
Coding region: 356-2470 (704 amino acids)
Biological process (GO): RNA modification
Molecular function (GO): protein binding; zinc ion binding; RNA binding
Source: RefSeq, a predicted model, not a curated record
AACUACAAGAUCAAAUCGGCCAACAAAAAACAAGACCAAAGAACCCAAAAGAAAUAAAAAUAAUUAAAGACCUUGGAUUCUAUCCAACAAGGAGGUCUAAAGGGGUGCACCGCUCACACCAAUCCACAAGUAAAACUUGGACCAAAAGAAACUAUUAAGAAUGUGACGCUACUAAAACAAUGGACUUUACUAUGAACUUUAGAUUUUCAAAAGCAAGCUAAAGUAUCUGGAUUAACAAAAGAUUAAUCUUGUUCCGUUGUUAAGAACUUGGAAACAGAUUCGGUUUGGGUGCACAUUUAACGGUUCAACCUGACAAUCACCCGAAGACAGAAUCCUCUUACAAAAUGUCUACUUCAUGUUUUUGCAUUUCUCCCUCUCCUCCUCUUCUCUUCAUUCCACUGAAGCAAUGCUAGCUCCCUCUUUCCCCAACAACAUCCCUUCUCACCUUGGUCUCAGGCUUCUCAGGGCAGCCUUAAAUGUCCGAGAUUUCAAGCGUGCCCACCAACUAUUCGACAAUAUUCUUCAACCAGACCCCACAACUUGUUCAACUCUGAUUUCAGCUUUAACCACUCACGGACUUCCAAAUGAGGCCAUAAAGAUCUACGCUUCAUUUCGGGCACGUGGGAUUAAUCCCCACAAGCAAGUCUUCUUGGCUGUUGCCAAAGCUUGUGCCGUUUCUGGUGAUGUCUUGAGAGUCAAGGAAGUUCAUGAUGAUGCGGCUCGGUGUGGGGUGAUGUCUGAUGUUUUCAUUGCCAAUGCAUUGAUUCAUGCAUAUGGUAAGUGUAAAUGCGUUGAUGGUGCAAGACGUGUUUUUGAUGAUUUGGUUGUUAGAGAUGUGGUUACUUGGACCUCAUUGUCUUCCUGCUAUGUUAAUUGUGGAUUUCCGCGGAAGGGUUUGAAUGUUUUACGUGAAAUGGGAUGGAAUGGGGUGAAACCAAAUCCGGUGACUCUGUCUAGUAUUUUGCCUGCUUGCUCGGAAUUGAAAGAUCUGAAAUCGGGUAAAGGAAUUCAUGGAUUUGUGGUGAGACAUGGGAUGAUAGAAAAUCUGUUUGUUUGCAGCGCACUUGUGAGCUUGUAUGCAAAAUGUCUAAGUGUAAGAGAAGCCCGAGCAGUAUUUGAUUUAAUGCCUCGUCGAGAUGUUGUGUCUUGGAAUGGAGUUUUAACAGCAUAUUUCACAAAUAAAGAAUAUGAGAAGGGUUUCUCCCUGUUUUUGCAGAUGAGCAGAGAUGGAGUCAAAGCAGAUGAAGCUACAUGGAAUGCUGUUAUUGGUGGAUGCAUGGAGAAUGGACGAAUAGAGGAGGCAGUGGAGAUACUUAGGAAGAUGCAAAAAAUGGGAUUUAAACCUAAUGAAAUAACAAUUAGUAGUAUCUUACCAGCUUGCUCUUUUUCAGAAAGCUUGAGAAUGGGCAAGGAGAUACACUGUUAUGUCUUCAGGCAUUGGAAAGUUGGAGACUUGACAAGCACAACAGCUCUAUUAUAUAUGUAUGCUAAAUGCGGCGACUUGAAUCUUUCAAGGAAUGUCUUUAAUAUGAUGCGUAGAAAAGAUGUUGUUGCUUGGAACACAAUGAUCAUUGCAAAUGCGAUGCAUGGGAAUGGAAAAGAAGUGCUUUUUCUCUUUGAUAAGAUGCUACUAUCAAGGAUCAAGCCUAAUUCUGUUACUUUUACUGGUGUUCUAUCUGGUUGUAGCCAUUCAAGGCUAGUAGAGGAAGGAGUUCAAAUAUUCAAUUCAAUGGGUAGGGAUCAUCUUGUAGAACCUGAUGCUAAUCACUAUUCGUGUGUGGUUGAUAUCUAUAGCCGUGCUGGUCGCCUCAACGAGGCAUAUGAGUUUAUUCAGAGAAUGCCUAUGGAACCAACUGCUAGUGCUUGGGGAGCACUCCUUGGUGCUUGUAGGGUUUAUAAGAAUGUGGAGUUGGCGAAAAUUUCAGCUAAGAAACUAUUUGAGAUUGAGCCAAACAACCCUGGAAAUUAUGUUUCUUUAUUCAACAUUCUUGUUUCUGCCAAAUUGUGGAGUGAAGCUUCAAAAAUCAGAAUAUUGAUGAAAGAAAGAGGAAUUACAAAAACACCAGGAUGUAGUUGGCUUCAAGUGGGAAAUAGAGUUCACACUUUUGUUGUUGGAGACAAAAAUAAUAUGGAAAGUGAUAAAAUCUAUAACUUUUUGGAUGAGUUGGUUGAGAAAAUGAAAAUGGCUGGAUAUAAGCCCGACACUGAUUAUGUUCUGCAAGAUAUUGAUCAAGAGGAAAAAGCUGAAAGUCUUUGUAACCAUAGUGAGAAGCUUGCUGUUGCUUUUGGGAUACUUAAUUUGAAUGGACAGUCGACCAUACGGGUUUUUAAAAAUUUGAGAAUAUGUGGUGAUUGUCACAAUGCAAUUAAGUAUAUGUCUAAGGUUGUUGGUAUUGUGAUUGUUGUCAGAGACUCCUUGAGGUUUCAUCACUUCAAAAAUGGAAAUUGUUCCUGUAAAGACUUAUGGUGAUUAUUUGAAUCAGAUUAUUGGGAUUAACUGGUGACAGUGAUCCUAUCUGAGCCUGUCAAACUCAAA